Daphnia pulicaria is the source of this 1285-nucleotide messenger RNA. RefSeq names its product arginine-hydroxylase NDUFAF5, mitochondrial-like. Gene Ontology annotation, cellular component: mitochondrion. The record is from RefSeq and is a predicted model, not a curated record. Gene Ontology annotation, biological process: mitochondrial respiratory chain complex I assembly. Bases 229 to 1227 code for a protein of 332 amino acids. Gene Ontology annotation, molecular function: S-adenosylmethionine-dependent methyltransferase activity. Lineage: Eukaryota; Metazoa; Arthropoda; Branchiopoda; Diplostraca; Daphniidae. The transcript has 8 exons.
GGGAUCUGGGGGCAUAUUUUAUAUUCGAUCCUCUUCUUGUUUUUUGUUUGCUACUCACAGCUAUUUAGCUCAGCAACAACAAAAUAUGUCCAUAAAGCGUUUAUCACUACUCGUCUGUCCGACUCAAUUGCAAGUAACGAUAAGACCGUCAUGUAAUUGCGUCAGUUCCGCCAGCUGCUAGUUGUAUUUGCACAAGGCUAAAGUUACUUAUAUAAUGGGACCAGAAGGAUGAGUCAAAACAGCCACAACAUGAAUGUGUUUGAUCGUUUGGCCAAGAAAUUGCAAAGGGACCGAACUGCAAAGAAUGAGGAUUACCAUCAAUUUAACUACCUCAAGGAUGAAGUUGGCAACAGAUUAUCAGAUCGAGUGUAUGACAUCAACAGAAAAUUCAAAAAAGGCCUGGAUUUAGGUUGUGGGUAUGGACAUGUGAGCAGACAUCUAACAAAGGAUGCAGUGGAGGAGUUGGUCAUGUGCGAUCAUUCAGCGUUAGUUUUAGAGAAAGCCUCGAUACCGGAAGAUACGACCAUAAAUUGUCAGAAAAUUAUUGUGGACGAAGAAAGUCUUCCCUUUGAAAAAGAGAGCUUUGAUCUCGUUAUGAGUAGUUUAAGUUUACAUUGGGUAAAUCAAUUACCGAGCACUUUCUCUCAAAUUAUGAAAUGCCUACGUCCUGACGGUGUAUUUAUUGGUGCUCUUUUUGGAGGCGAAACCCUGUACGAACUGAGGGGUUCACUGCAACUAGGAGAGACCGAACGGGAAGGAGGUUUCGCUGCACACAUAUCACCCUUCGCUGCAAUCCGAGACAUUGGUGGACUUCUUAACUCCGCUGGAUUCACCAUGCUAACCAUCGACACUGACGAAAUAAGCGUAGGCUACCCUUCAAUGUUCGAACUAAUGGAAGAUCUUAAAGGAAUGGGCGAAAAUAACGCCUCGUGGAUCCGCAAACUGCAUUUGCAUCGGGACACGAUGUUCGCUGCGUCAGCCAUAUAUAAAGAACUCUAUGGAAAUGAAGACGGGUCUAUUCCAGCAACGUUUCAGAUUAUUUACAUGAUCGGUUGGAAACCUGAUCCUUCACAGCCUAAACCCCUCGAGCGCGGAACAGGAGAAAUAUCCAUUAAAGAUCUCUAUCGGCUCGAUGAAGUCGUGAAAAAUGCCACCGAGAACAUGGUCAAGCAAACUGCUAAAGAAAUUACUCACAAUUUGGAGGAUGACGACGGGAAAAAGAUGUAACGCUUGUUGUUCUCCUUAAUUUAUUAGUUUCACAAUAAAGCCUUCCAUAGUCAACCUA